Molecule: messenger RNA, 2235 nt
Organism: Vespa velutina
Lineage: Eukaryota; Metazoa; Arthropoda; Insecta; Hymenoptera; Vespidae
Exons: 2
Coding region: 1429-1830 (133 amino acids)
Source: RefSeq, a predicted model, not a curated record
CGGUUGAUGAGCUCUAGACGCGUUGGGAUUCCCGCCAGUUCUAAAAAUGCUCCUGCAUAAUUAAGCUUCGUAUAUGUAUAGGUUGCGUGUAAAAUUAAAGUAGAACGAAAGUAGCGAUCGUAUGUAAAAUCCAUGUGGCUCGACCUUACGCGUCCGUUAAAAAGUAUGCGGUAGACAUUAGAUCUGCAAAGAUUAUCGAAAAUUUAUCGAGAAGCUUAUCUCGCCUAUAACAUACUGCGCUAACCAAGGUAACUAUUGAUAAUACUUUACCGCGUUUGGGAAAGGACUAAAAGUAUGCGUUUUCAUUACGUACGCAUAUAGGCUUCAUAUGUAUGUCAUUGAGAGACGAGACAAGGAAGAAAAAAAUGACGAAACGAGGAAGUUUUCAUCAUCUUUCUCGAUAUUUAUCUUUGCACACAUAUGCUAUCCUCGAUAGAUGUCGAUGAUAAUGGGUGUGUUGUUAUCGAUUACACGCAUACUCGAACGAAAUGCUCAACGACGACGACGACGACGAUUUACUGCGUAGCGUAUUGUACCCGUGUAUCCUAUGUACAGAAUUAAUAUAUUGACCAGAGACGAUCGAUGAUCGCCGUCCGUCCCUCCCGGUUGUUGAACGCGAUUCAUAUCCAUCAACAUGACGAAAUUUGCCUUCCGAUAGGCCAAUUUUUUCUUCCAACUUUUGAGAUCGAGAGAAACGCGAGAAUAUGAUAAAUAUGCAGACAGAUAAAAUCUAUUUUUUUUUUUUUUUUUUGGCAGAACCUAGAUUCAAAUAUGACUCUUGUCAAAAAGUAUGUAACAAGUGUAAUAGGUUUAAGAGCUUUCGACGAAAUUUAAAUUGGAGAUUUUCUUUUUCCUUUCCCUCUCUCUCGAAUCGAGCAAAGGGGAAAAACGUUCGUUACAUAUGUAUAUCUUGUCUGUUCCUCUUUCCUUUGGGAUUUAUCGAUAAACCAUCGCGCCGUCGUGUUGUAUGUACAAAGGGGGCACGGCUUAUCUGGAAUAUCCGUGGAAACAUUACACGGUUCUCCACCGUAACGAAGGAGAGAUAAAAAGAGGGGGAAUAGACGAUUUAUAAAGGCGCGAGACGCGAUUGCACAGCGAUCAUUCUUUACGCGGAAAGAAGCACGAGAGGGCGUAUACGAUUGAACUCGCGUUCAUCAGAUAAGUCCUCCUCUCGUUCCCUCUCCUUUCGAUGUGUAUGUUCGCGUGAGUGCGACAGAUAAGCAAACUAUUGCACAACGUUGCGUUUACCGCAACGACUGGUGGACAUCAAAAUAUUUGGAAGGUUUUCGAGUACUAGGAAGGAGAAAAAAAAAAAAUAGUGGACCGAGUCUGUGACAAGUCGACGGCCGAAGAAGUAAGAAAUAUAUUCCAAAGGAGUUCAGUGAAGUGUUACGAAGAAGUUACAAAUCGGGGAGGAUAGAAUCGGCUAUGAUCGACGUGGAAAAACUUACCGAUAUGAGCUGUCAAGGACUACAAUCUUUUUCGUUGAGCACGAUGGCGGAAAGCGCAAAGCCAACGUGGAACAUGGAGUCUCGAAAUUGCAAGUGUUCACGCGGAAGCAACAUAACCUGCGGCAUGCUCCCGACUCUACGUGUCCUGGCAUCUCGAGAAUGCAACGAUCAAGGCAGUAUCUGUAUGGUACCGCUCGACGUCAAAAUGGAUGCUGCUAGUCACCUCCAAAUGAUUUUACUCGAGGCUUACUGCCGUGAAAUUGGAAUAAGAGUAUCGAGAGUACCGCUACAUACGCUGCAAAACUUACUGGGUCCAGGACAUUCGGAUCUCUCUUGCGUUCUCAUUGACGAACCUUAUUCCACGGAUCCACCUGAAUGAGGAGAAAGGGCCCAGUCUCUCUUCAGAUACGAUAUUGAAAAUUGAACAUUGAAAAUACGUCAAAAGACGGGUAAAUACACACUUACGUGCGCUUGAAUCGGCGCGGGAGGAACAACCAUCGAGCUACGACGAUGUUUUUUUUUUUUCUUCUUCUUUUUGGGGAUUGAUUCUCGUGCCUUCGGAUUGGUCGAUUCUUCUACGCAGAAAACGCAUGACCUACAUCUUUACAGCGAAUCGCUUUCACGUUUACGUCAUCUUCUUACGUGACUUCGCUCUAUAAUGUAACGAACGUCUAUGGAUUAUCGAUAUGAUUAUAUUUUUUUCUAUUAUAUGGUACAAUUCAUAUUGAUUUGUACAAUCGAUUGUUAUAAAAGGAAAUAAAAAUAUGAUAAAGUUGUGAUUAGA